AUGCAGGUCCCCUAUAUCUACGCAAUUGCAUAUAUCUCUGUUCUCGCUCUUGUCAUUAGUUGGCGACUCUAUCAGUUUCUAACUGCUCGGGCACGUGAUCAUGUUUUUGCUGUUCUUUCUAAAUGGCUUGUAUACACAGUCGUUCUGGCAAGAGCGAACGGAAGCUCAGAUAUCACAGUGGCUGCAGGCUUUGUAGUACUUUGUACGUUAGUGGGAAAUAUCGUCAGCGCAGUCAUUGCUAUACCGUCUCAAGCCGACUUCUCCACACGGCUUGCUCGGCUAUGCUUAACGAACCUCGUUGUUCUAUUUUUUGGCGGAAGAACAAACUUCAUCGCCGAUAGAAUUUUUAGACUAUCUCAUAGCGAGUACUACCUUGUACAUCGUUGGAUAGGACGUAUCUGCGUUCUUGAAGGUCUGAUACAUGGGGUCUUGAGCGCUCUUCAGCGUCGCAAGCCAUUACGCGCAAUCGAUAUCACCUUAAUCUCACUUACUGGGACUAUUGCAGUGUGCUCCAUUGUGUACAUUCGACGCAGGCUGUAUGAGCUGUUCCUACAACUCCAUACGAUCGCAUCAGUAGCUCUGCUUGUAUUCAUCUGGCUACAUCUAAAUAGGCCUAGUCCAUACGUCAUUGCAUGCAUCUCUUCCGCAGCAUCUCUUUUCAUAUUUCAAAAGAUUUUGUGGGUGAUUCACUGCCUUUACCGGAACACUGGCUCAGGACCUCGUUGUCAGGCUUCAAUCACUCGCUUCCAAUCAAACGGAAAUCAUAAAGAAGAGGUUUAUCAGGUGUGUGUUGACAUAAGACGACCUUGGCAUGUAACCCCAGGGCAAUUUGUAUAUCUCUCUCUACCCCACUCUCGUAGUCUCGGUUUGGGCUUGCUUGAGUUUCAUCCUUUUAUGGUUGCAUGGGCGUUUCACGAUGAGAAAGACCAAUUGAAAUCGAUAGUAUUGAUUGUUCAGCGUCGCCGCGGCUUUACGCGCAAGCUAGGGCUUACCGACGCCAUCACGCCUGCCAUUAUCGAUGGUCCUUACGGAGGUAUAGACUUUAAAGAGUUAGCCCGCUACGAUAAGGUUCUCCUUAUGUCUAGCGGUACAGGCAUCGCGGCACAUCUAUAUAUGACUCGCCAUCUACUCCUAGCUCACAACCAACAAACAGCGCGCGUGAGAAGGCUUACUCUUCUUUGGUUUCUUGAAACAUCAGAUCAAAUCCAGUGGGCUAAGGAAUAUCUUCAUGCUCUUAAUCAUCUAGAUCAUCGACAGAUUCUGACUAUAUACUUGCUAUGUCCUAAUGAAACGGAAGCAGUGGCGGAAGGUGGAUUUAAUGACUCCAAGAUCACUGAAGCGAGAAUGUUCCCUAUCUCUAGCUCACUUGACAUGGCCAUGUUCAUUGAGGGCGAAUGGGGCGCUGAAGCAGGGAAUAUGCUAGUGACAGUAUGCGGAGAUUCCAAGUUCGAGAAGCGCGCCAGGCUGGCCAUUAGGGCGAGUCCCCAUGAUAUAAAUCUCAGAACAAGUGUCUACCUGCCAGAUGAGACUUACAUGAGUAAGAUGUCGACAUCACGGUACAAAUAA
Molecule: messenger RNA, 1566 nt
Organism: Bipolaris maydis ATCC 48331
Lineage: Eukaryota; Fungi; Ascomycota; Dothideomycetes; Pleosporales; Pleosporaceae
Biological process (GO): copper ion import; iron ion transport; intracellular iron ion homeostasis
Cellular component (GO): plasma membrane
Molecular function (GO): ferric-chelate reductase activity
Source: RefSeq, a predicted model, not a curated record